AUGGCGGACAUUCGUCCCCAAACGCCUGUAGAUGCACCUUCAUCCAGCCAUAGAGGCAGUUGCACACCAAUUGCAUCUGUUGAGAUUCUAGAGGGUGAUCAUGACUGUCUGUUGUACUUGAACUCACCUUUUUGCCUGGUUGCAAGAGGUAGAAUAUAUCAUACAGUGGCUGGGGACUCCUUACAUAAUAUGACUCUUCCUCCAGAGUAUGGUAAGGUUUCUAUAGAGGUAGUGCAACAACAUGAGGAGGACUCUAGACUGUCUGUCCCAAAUGAACAAGCAAACCUCAUUUGCUUAAGAGAUGCCAUUGGUAAAGGGUUAGGGAAAGAGACAGACUACUCAAAAGAGUCCAUUGUUGGUCCAUCCAAUAAAGGUAGCAUUGGUUGUGUAUCAUCAGAGAUUGUAAAGUUGGCAGAAGCCCAAGGUGCUGCAUGCUUGGAUAUGAUGAAGCUAUUUGUGAGAAGUGAUCAAGCCAUUGAUACAGCUACAAUUCAACUGACAAGUGAGCACUGGGGUAAAGAGUUUUGUGAUAUUGUGGGGAAGGAAAACAUUAUAGAGGUCAUACGUCGACAUUGGUUGAGUGCCUCUAGCAUUAACCUUUACAUACGAUAUUUGUGUGAAGCUUACUUGCAUGGGACAAUGGCAAAUAGAUUCUCAUUUAUAUCUCCGUAUGAAAUGGACGAAGCGCUCAAUCUGAACCCACAUCAACAUAUAGGUGAAAUGUUAAAGCGUCAUAUGGGUGAAGAUCACUUGAUUUUUGCACCUUAUAAUGUUGGUGCUCUUGUCACGUAUCGAGCAGAGAAGGGAGUGCAGCCCUCUAGGACAAAGAUGACUCAAACAAAAUGGGUCACUGUACAGUGUCCAAAGCAAACAAAUAAUGAUGACUGUGGAUAUUAUGUGUGUCUAUUCAUUGGGGAUGCUUUGCAGCAUGGACAAACUGUAAUCCCAGUUAAUGUAUGCUAA
Messenger RNA from Abrus precatorius (Indian licorice), 963 nucleotides. RefSeq lists its product as uncharacterized. Lineage: Eukaryota; Viridiplantae; Streptophyta; Magnoliopsida; Fabales; Fabaceae. The record is from RefSeq and is a predicted model, not a curated record. The transcript has 7 exons. Bases 1 to 963 code for a protein of 320 amino acids.